Acanthosepion pharaonis is the source of this 714-nucleotide messenger RNA. The record is from the annotation of a GenBank genome assembly. NCBI's taxonomy places the organism in Eukaryota, Metazoa, Mollusca, Cephalopoda, Sepiida, Sepiidae.
AUGAAGCGAAUCAUAUCUAUGACAGAAAGAAAGCCAACAUUCGAAGCGGCUGUAUUCGUCCAGAAGAUGGCACCGUGUUCCCAGAGCCAUAUGAUAUUUGCAGUAGAUGGGAGAUUUACAUCAAAGAACUGUUCGGCGACACCGGAGGAAAACCUUUACCCCGAUACCGGAGUUGUCAAACACACAAGUGUCUCGCUUCGCUUUACUGUUGAUCUCUUCAAAUGGUGUCUUCUGUUUCUUUCGGGCAUUUUUUUUUUUUCUCGAUUAUACCUUUUUCUCGCCUUCCAUAUUAUACUACAUCGCCUGUUCUUUUUUUUUAAACUAGUCACCCCCACCUCUUUUCUUUCUGCUGUCUUCCUCUUCCCUCUGCACUUUCUUGCUUUUUCCCCUUUCCCUUCCCUUUUCUCUUUCUUCCUCUUUUUCACUUUCUCGUCUCACUUUUCAGCGCACUGCAUUCUAUCUUUGCCUUCUAACAUUUUUCUCUGCUUUCUUUCGUCUCCUCCCUAUCUUCCGUGCUUUUUUGUUGUCUUGAUGCUUCUUUUUAUUAUAUUCUCUUCCUUUUUCUUUUCUCUCUCUCUCUCUCUCUCUCUCUCUCUCUCUCUCUCUCUCUCUCUCUCUCUCUCUCUGUCUCCUUCUUUCAGGCUUGAUUUUUUAUCCUUCCAUUUCGUCUGUUUUUCUCUGGUAUAUGUAGAUAAAUACGAUGGUGUGUGCUGA